AUGCCACCUCACAACCCCCACCCCCUCCCCUCCCUCACGCUAAUCGUGGCAACGACCCCGAUCCGCACCGCGUCAACAACCACAAAAGAAGAAAUCACGCGCCUAGGCAUAGGCCUAAACGGCACGCUCCCAUGGCCACGCAUAAAAACAGACAUGUCAUUCUUCGCACGCGUGACAUCCCGCCCACCAAGCCCAGGCACGACGAACGCGAUCAUCAUGGGCCGGAAGACGUACGACUCAGUACCGGCCUCACUGCGCCCGCUCGCGAAGCGAAUUAACGUCGUGAUCACGCGUGACACGUCCGGGUCUGUCCGCGAGAGCGUAACUACGGAAUUGGGGAAUAUGAGGAGAAAGAUUGCGGCCAAGGCCGCUCAGACACAGGCUACGAAUUCGGAAAAGGAGACUUUUGACCCGCCCAAGGAAGCUGCUCCGGCGGACCCGAUGACGGAUGCGAUUGUUACGCCGAGUUUGGGCGCGGCGUUGGAGACGUUGGACUCUGUGGUCGUUAUGACGAAUGUUGUGCGGAAGGGGGCUGUGGGUGCGUCUGCUUCGUUUGAAUGUGAUACGUUCUUCCCGCUGGAUGGGCUUCAUGAGAAGAAUGGUUGGCGGGCUGUUAGCCCUGGGGAGGUUUCUGAGUGGGUUGGGGAGGAGGUUGAUGGCGAGUGGAAGACGGACGGGGAUGUCGAGGUUCAGAUGGUUGGAUAUGAAAAGUUGACUUAG
Messenger RNA from Penicillium mononematosum, 720 nucleotides. Its product is annotated as dihydrofolate reductase. Bases 1 to 720 code for a protein of 239 amino acids. The record is from RefSeq and is a predicted model, not a curated record. The transcript has 2 exons. Gene Ontology annotation, cellular component: mitochondrion. NCBI's taxonomy places the organism in Eukaryota, Fungi, Ascomycota, Eurotiomycetes, Eurotiales, Aspergillaceae. Gene Ontology annotation, molecular function: NADP binding; dihydrofolate reductase activity. Gene Ontology annotation, biological process: dihydrofolate metabolic process; glycine biosynthetic process; folic acid metabolic process.